AUGGAAGGACUGAAGCACGGCCACGUCCGCCGAAAGGCGCAAUUCAUCAUCACGGCGGCAGUCUGCCUCGUCCUCUCCAUCCUGAUCCUACACCGGCUCGUCGACCGGCCUAACUUCACCAGCCCCCUCCCCGACCACGACCCCGCGCUCUCCUCGCCGCCGCUCGCCCCAGCAGCCUGCCCGUCGCACCUCCCCGGCGCCGACGAUAUCCUCGUCGUGCUCAAGACGGGCGCGACCGAAGCCCACGCCAAGCUCCCCAUCCACUUCUCCACCACCCUCCACUGCGCGCCGCACUACGCCCUCUUCUCCGACCUCGACGACACCAUCGCCGGCCACCCCGUCCACGACACCCUCGCCGACGUCCCCGCCGCCGUGCAGUCCGCCCACCCCGACGCCUUCGCCUUCUACCACCAGCUGCGUGCCUGGCAGCGCGCCGGCGUCAACAUCACCGCCAAAGCAUCCUCGGACCCCUCCCUCCACCAAAAGGCCUGGGACCUCGACAAAUGGAAGUUCCUCCCGCUGAUGCAAAAAGCCCUCGCCGCCGCCCCGGGCCCGCACACCAAGUGGUUCGUCUUCAUCGAGGCCGACACCGCCCUCAUGUGGUCCAACCUCCUCCGCUGGCUGCCCCGCCUCGACGCCUCAAAGCCCUGA
Molecule: messenger RNA, 651 nt
Organism: Diplodia corticola
Lineage: Eukaryota; Fungi; Ascomycota; Dothideomycetes; Botryosphaeriales; Botryosphaeriaceae
Product: glycosyltransferase family 31 protein
Exons: 1
Coding region: 1-651 (216 amino acids)
Source: RefSeq, a predicted model, not a curated record